Nymphaea colorata (pocket water lily) is the source of this 2551-nucleotide messenger RNA. RefSeq names its product PHD finger protein ING1. Gene Ontology annotation, cellular component: nucleus. The transcript is spliced from 5 exons. The coding region runs from base 269 to 2401 and encodes 710 amino acids. The record is from RefSeq and is a predicted model, not a curated record. NCBI's taxonomy places the organism in Eukaryota, Viridiplantae, Streptophyta, Magnoliopsida, Nymphaeales, Nymphaeaceae. Gene Ontology annotation, molecular function: protein dimerization activity.
AUAAAGGGUUAGGGCGGGAAGGUUCCGCGUCGGAGGGAAGAGCAAUUUGAAAAGCCCAAAAGUGCAGGAGGGAAAUGGCGUUCCUCGACGACUUUUUGGCGCCUCAAGAUAUUUGUUGGAAGGUUCGCACUUGAAACUUAAAUUUUUGCAGAGAUGUGAAGGGAACUUGUGCCAAGUAUACAUAUUGAAUUACAAGUGGCAGCCCGAUGUGGCUGCUUGCACUGGCUCCCAAGAGAACCCAUUGCCAGCGUAUGUAAAGCACCAGUGUAUGAAGCUUCUUAAUGCAGUGAAAGCAAAUAGGAUUGAAAAGGAAAUGCAAGAUGCAGAAGAAGGAUAUGGGGACCCACAUGAAGAGGAAGAAAGUGAAGGUGAAAAUGUUGACCUUGAAGAAGAAGAUGUUGGUGUCAGUUUGGGAACAGAUAAAGGUAAAGGCAUCAUGCAUGAAGGUGGUUCUUUUGCAACUGCAACCAGAAAAAGAAGAGGUGCAAGUGCAAGUUUAGUUUCACGAGGAAGUAGCAGGAGUCAUGGUUGUACUGGUGGUGAUAGAGUACCUUCUAUGAGGUCGAGUAAUAUGUCUGGUUCGAUUAAGAAUUUUUUUCCCAAUUAUGCUGCUGCUGGUGCUCAGCCUGAGAUUCGUAUAGCCAUGCAAUCAAAAGAUAUUGUUGAAGCAGCAGAUGAAACCAUAGGAAGGUGGUUCUAUGAUGCAUCCAUUCCCUUCAAUGCAGCAAACUCUUAUCAUUUUCAGCCUAUAGCAGAUGUGAUUGCUAGUGUAGGCCGAGGGUAUAAAAUGCCCUCUUUUCAUAAAUUGCGAGGUAAAAUUCUCAACAAUGUAGUUAGAGAUGUCAAGACAUAUUGUGAUGAACUAAAAGUGAGCUGGAAAGCUACAGGAUGCAGUGUAAUGGCAGAUGGGUGGACAGACAUCAAGAACAGAACAUUGGUAAACUUUUUUGUAUAUUGCCCUUUUGGUACUAUGUUCUUAAAAUCUGUUGAUUUGUCUGAUACUCCUAAGACUGCUGAUGUUUUGUUUGGGGUUUUUGAUAAAGUUAUACAAGAAGUUGGGCCUGAAAAUGUUGUGCAGUUUAUCACUGAUAAUGCAGCAAAUUAUAAAGCUGCAAGUGAAAUGUUAGCAGCACGAUAUGGGACAUUUUAUUGGAGUCCAUGUGCUGCUCAUUGUGUAAAUCUUAUGCUCCAGGAUCUAGGUGAAAGAGAUGAUAUGAAGUUGACAGUUCAUAGAUGCCAAGAAAUCACGAAGUUUAUUUAUAAUCAUGUUUAUGUUUUGAAUUUGAUGAGGAAAUUCACAAAUGGGGCUGAAUUGAUUCGACCUGCACAAACACGGUUUGCUACAAAUGUUUUGACUGUGCAGGGUAUAGUCAAGCAAAGAACUCCUCUCAGACAGAUGUUUUCAAGUGAUGAUUGGGCUGCAUAUCCACAUGCCUAUAAAAGAAAGGCUACGACAGUUGUGGAUACCAUCUUCGAUGCUGACUUUUGGGAAUCAUGUGUGCAGUUAUUGAAGAUUUGUGUACCUCUAGUGAAAGUCCUCAGAUUAGUUGAUAGUGAAGAUAGACCUUCUAUUGGAUAUUUAUAUGAGUCUAUGGACAGAGCCAAGGAGGCCAUUAGAGAUAAUAUGAAGGGAAAAAAGAAGUUGUACAUGCCUAUAUGGAAGAUUAUAGAUGAAAGGUGGUCUGGACAACUUCAUCGCUCACUUCAUGCAGCAGCCUACUACCUAAAUCCUGCUAUUAGAUAUCUUCCCACUUUUAAGAAGGACAAAGAGGUCGAGUAUGGCAUGUUGGAUUGUAUUGACGUAUUAGUAAGUGAUAGUAAAGAACAAGAUGCUAUCCAUAUGUCGAUCAACAAAUAUGAUACGGCUUCUGGUACCAUGGCGAGAGACACAGCAGUUCGAUGCAGGACAACUAUGCGUCCAGAUUUGUGGUGGGAAAGGUUUGGGUUUGAUUGCCCAGAAUUAAGGAAGCUUGCAAUUAGAAUCCUCAGCCAAACAUGUAGUGCAACUGGAUGUGAAAGAAAUUGGAGUGUAUUUCAACACAUCCAUAGUAAAAAGAGGAAUAGGCUGGAACAUAAAAGGUUGAAUGACCUUGUUUAUGUUCGUUAUAAUAUGAAGUUGAGACAAAGGCAACUAGAAACAACAUCUACGAGGAAGCAUCACACUCAAUAUGAUCCUAUCUUCAUUGACCAUUUUGAUAUAUUAGAUUCUUGGGUUGAAGAAGAACCAUCUGCAAUACUUGAUGAGGACGAUCUUGAUUUUUUGAACGUUGAAGGAACAACAGAGAUUAUUGAAGAAGGAGAGGCUAGGGGGGAGCAAUGGAAUGUUGGUGACAUUCCAUUUGCAACAGAGGGGAUAGAAGAAGCACUUAAUGAAGAAAAUGAAGAUGAUGAUGAAGAAUGAAGAUGAUGAUGUAGAUGACGAUUGAUGAGGCUUUUUGUUUUGAGUUCUGAAAACUAUGUCAAUAUGUUUUGAGUUUUGACUUUUGAACUUAUGAAUUGUGAUGUAAUUGAAUACUCUUAGGCUGCUUAGUAUGUUAUUUUGAUUUUUGAA